ACUGUACGAACUUUACUCCAUUCCACUUUCGCGAAUCUUCUGCUUUUUUGUCUUCUUGGGCCAAACUCUUUUGCUUCUAUCAUGCCAACCUACAAAUUGCACGCCCCCGAAGCAUCGUUCCGUGCUUUCAGCACGCUCAUUGCCGCCGAAUACAACGGGGUCAAGAUCGAUGUCUCCACGGACCUCGGUGCCGCUUCCAAGUCCCCGGUCGGCAAGUUGCCCUUGCUUGAGCUUCCUGAUGGUUCCACUAUUUUUAGCAGCCAUUCGAUGGCCCGCUUUGUCGCGGGAAUCCGACGUGAUAGCGGAUUGACCGGGAACACUUUGAACGAACAAGCUGCGAUCGAUGCAUGGAUGGACUGGGCGGGCCAAGAUUUGGAAUUGCCUGCUUGUGUUUGGUUCUACCCAGUAGCGGGCUACAUGCCGUUCAAUCAGUCUGCUUACGAAAAGGCCAAGGCUGAUCUGGGCAAUGCGCUUGCUGUGCUUGACCAGCACUUGUUGGAUAAGACUUAUUUGGUGAAUCAUCAAAUAACCCUUGCCGAUAUUGUUGUCGCGUCGACCCUGCUUUAUCCAUUCAAGCUCGUUGCUGAUAAAGGCUACCUUAAGCCUUACGGAAACGUUGUUCGCUGGUUCCAAACCUGUGUCAAUCAGCCCGAGUUCCAGCAGGUUGUUGGGCAAGUUGCUAUGUGCAAAAAGGAGUUGGCCGCUGCCGGGCAAGAAACGAAGAAGACCAGUGGUGGCAGUAGCAAGAAAUCCGAAAAGAAGCCGAAGGAAGAUGUUGCUGCGUUGGCACCGGCGCCGGCGCCAAAGACCGAACAUCCCUAUAAGAUCAUGGAUAAGGAAGCUCCUUCGGGUUUCUCUAUGGAUGCCUGGAAGAAGACUUAUUCCAACGCCAGCAGCUACGACGCGGCCAUGCAAACCUUCUGGGAGACGUUUGAUGCCGAAGGCUGGGCGCUCUGGUUGCAGGUGUACAACUACAACGAAGACAACAAGCGGAUUUUCAUGAGCGCGAACGCCGUUGGUGGCUUCCAGCAGCGAACCGAUGAGAUCCGUAAGUGGGCAUUCGGCGUUAUGGAUGUUCUUGGUACUGAGGAAACUGUUUUGGAGAUUAAGGGUAUUUGGCUGUUGCGAGGCGACACGGUCGAACACAUGGUUUCUGCGAAUGACGACGCCAACUGGUACACCUGGACGAAGCUCGCUGGAAAAGGAUUGCCGCCCACUGACGAAGUCAAAACCCAGGUUGCUGCCUACUGGUGCUCCGAAGAUGAGCUCGAGGGCAAGCCUAUCCAGGACAGCAAGGUUUUUAAGUAGGAAUUUCCAUAUAUAUGACCCUAAUUGUCACUAGUGAGUUGGACUUAUCGAC
This is a messenger RNA of Phaeodactylum tricornutum CCAP 1055/1, 1360 nucleotides long. RefSeq lists its product with no specific name. Gene Ontology annotation, molecular function: glutathione transferase activity; translation elongation factor activity. Lineage: Eukaryota; Bacillariophyta; Bacillariophyceae; Surirellales; Neidiaceae. The transcript has 2 exons. Gene Ontology annotation, biological process: translational elongation. Bases 82 to 1308 code for a protein of 408 amino acids. The record is from RefSeq and is a predicted model, not a curated record.